CCAGUGCUUCACUGGACCUGUAGAUGUGGCCUGUGACUUCUGCACUGGGAGGAAGCUGAGAGCUGUGACUUCCUGUCUGACCUGCCCUGCCUCCCUCUGUGAGAACCAUGUCAGGCAGCACUACACAAUACCAGCACUGCAGAGACACACACUGGUGGAGAUGACCAGAGACCUGGAGCAGAGACUCUGUCAGCAGCACCACAGAGCUCUGGAGGUGUUCUGUAAGACUGAUCAGACACUCAUCUGUAAAGUUUGUGCAGUGGAAGAACAUAAAGACCACAGUAAAUUCUACAAAGAUCUCUCCAGUAUACUGGAUGCCACAAGCCUUAUGAAUGUUACAUUAGAGACCAUGAAGAAAAAACAUUUCAGCAAGUUUAAGAGGCAACUGAAUGAGGAUUACCCAGAGUGUCUUGGUAGCCAGCUGGAGGGUCUCAAUGUCCCUGGUGUCGUUGAGAAGAUGGUAGAAAGCUUCGGGGAACAAGGGGCUCUGAGAAUCACACUGCACUUUCAGGAUGUUGGUACUCCGAGAAAAGUCAGAAGGUCCACUAAAGCAAACCUAAAGAAAAAGUGUCAGUACAUUUCAGAGGGACUCUCAAAACAAGGACAGAUAACUUUUUUAAGUGAGAUCUACACAGAGCUCUACAUCACAGAGGGUGGAAGUGGAGAUGUCAACACUGAACAUGAGGUCAGACAGGUGGAGAUGAUUUCCAAAAAGCAAAUGAUUCAAGAUACUCCAAUCAAAUAUAAUGACAUAUUCAAAGCACCGCCGGGACAAAGGAGACAGAUCAGAACAGUGCUGACUAAAGGGAUAGCUGGAAUCGGGAAGACUGUGUCUGUGCAGAAGUUCAUUCUUGACUGGGCUGAAGGAAAAGCCAACCAAGAUAUUAUGUCCAUAGUCCCCCUGCCUUUCAGAGAUCUGAAUCUGAAGAAAGAGAACUACAGUCUCAUCCAACUUCUUCAUCACUAUGCUCCAGAGCUGAAAGAGACCAAAGACAUUGAGGAUGAAAAGGUCAAAUUACUUCUCAUUUUUGAUGGUCUGGAUGAGUGUCGCUUUCCUCUAGAUUUCCAAGGCGAUGAACUUUGCCGUGAUGUUACAGAGUCAACCUCAGUGGAUGUGCUGCUGAUAAACCUCAUCAAAGGGAAUCUACUUCCCUCGGCUCUCAUUUGGAUUACUUCCCGUCCAGCAGCAGCCAGUCAGAUCCCUCCUGAGUGUGUACAUCGGGUCAUAGAAAUCCGUGGGUUCACUGACCCUCAGAAGGAGGAGUACUUCUGGAGGAGAAUCAGAGAUUCGAAUCUAGCCAGCAGAAUUGUCACACAUAUCAAGUCAUCAAGGAGCCUCCACAUCAUGUGCCACAUACCCGUCUUCUGCUGGCUCUCAGCCACUGUGCUGGAGACUAUGAUGAGUGAUGCAGGCCCUGGUGAAAUACCCAGAACUCUGACUGAGAUGUACACUCACUUCCUACUCAUUCAGAUGAGUUUAAAGAAUAAGAAGUACCAUGGAACCUCAGUGGAUAACCCAAAGAAACUGUCUCAAUCAGACAAGGAAAUGAUUAUGAAACUUGGAGAACUGGCUUUCCAACAACUGGAAAAGGGCAAUCUGAUAUUCUAUGAGGAGGACCUGAGAAAAUGUGGCAUUGAUGUCAGUAAAGCUUCAGAGUACUCUUCACUGUGCACAGAGAUCUUUAGAGAGGAGCUGGGAUUGUACAGGGAGAGGGUUUUCUGUUUUGUCCAUCUGAGUAUUCAGGAACAUCUGGCCGCAGUGUAUGCACAUGUUUCAUGUGUGAAUGAAAACAAAAAUGCUUUCAAUGCAUUGAAAUGCAGUCAGAAAAGAGAAGAUAAAUUGAGUUUUGAUGAAUACUUAUCACCACUGUUUGAGUUACAUCAGAGUGCAGUGAAUAAAGCGCUUGAGAGUAAGAACGGACACCUGGACCUUUUCCUCCGCUUCCUUUUUGGUCUCUCGCUGGACUCCAGUCAGUGUCUCCUUCAAGACCUCAUGACAGGAAGCAAUUCAGAAAUGAGAACCUAUACCAGAACAGAGACGAUUAAUGAAAUUAAGAAGAAGAUCGGCGAGGAAUCAUCACCAGAGAGGAUCAUCAAUCUGUUCCACUGUCUGAAUGAGCUGAAUGACAACUCUCUGGUAGAGGAAAUCAAUGCAGCCUUCAGAUCAGGAACUCUCUCAGACAAAGAGUUGCAACUUGACCAGUGUUCAGCUUUGGCCUUCGUGUUAUUGAUGUCAGAGGAGGUGCUGGAUCAGUUUGACCUGAAGUUGUACAAGACAUCACCAGCAGGUCGGCGGAGGCUGCUCCCAGUACUAAGGACCUGCAGGAGGGCCAGACUGGAUCACUGUCAUCUCUCAUCUGAGUCCUGUUUGACUGUGGCAGCAGCUCUACAGUCGAUGAACUCAUUGCUGAGAGAACUGGAUCUCAGCUACAAUGACCUAACAGAUGCAGGAGUGAAGGUGCUCAUGCCUGGACUAAUGAGUCCAAACUCUAAGCUACAAAAAUUGAGAUUGGCUGCCUGUAAUCUCUCAUCUGAUAGCUGUGUAACUGUGGCUUCAGCUCUUCAGUCAGUGAACUCAACCUUGAGAACACUGGAUCUAAGCAACAAUAACCUGACAGAUUUAGGAGUUAAGCUGCUCUGCACUGAACUGAUGAGCCCAACAUGUAGACUGCAGGAGCUGCAGUUGAAUGUAUGUAGCCUCACAGAGGACUGCUGUGUAGAUCUGGCCUCAGUCCUCAGAUUUCCUCACUCUGACCUAAGAAAGCUGGAGCUGAGAGACAAUGACCUAAGAGAUUCAGGAGUGGAGUUGCUCUCUGAGGGCCUGGCAGAUCCAUGCUGUAAAUUGGAGAAACUAGGGCUGUCAGGCUGUGGAAUUACAGAGGAAGGCUGUGCUUCUUUGGCCUCAGCACUGGGCUCAAACCCCUCACACCUCAGGGAGCUGGAUCUAAGUUACAAUCACCCAGGAAGCUUGGAGGAGAAGCUACUCCAUAUUUUGCUGGAUCCAGACUUUAAACUGGAGAGACUGGAGUAG
Molecule: messenger RNA, 3031 nt
Organism: Chanos chanos (milkfish)
Lineage: Eukaryota; Metazoa; Chordata; Actinopteri; Gonorynchiformes; Chanidae
Product: NACHT, LRR and PYD domains-containing protein 3-like
Exons: 8
Coding region: 161-3031 (956 amino acids)
Molecular function (GO): zinc ion binding; protein binding
Source: RefSeq, a predicted model, not a curated record